AUGUCUGCAGCAGCAUUUCUCUAUGCCUUUCAACAAAAUCUUUUCAAGUACGUCGGUCUUCUACUCAUCGGUAUUGGUACAGCCAGCUGCCUAUUGAACCUCUUGGUAUUCACACAAAGUACACUGCGCAAAAAUCCAUGCACAAUCUAUUUAAUCACACUCAACAGUGUUAAUUUAAUGACUCUCUAUUUUAUACCUCUUCCGACGAUAUUUUUAUCAGGCUAUGGCGUGGAUCUUACUGGAAAUAAUCUUGUCUUCUGCCGAUUUCAAUCCUAUGUAUCUUUUCUGUCGUCAAGUUUGGAAUCAUCAUAUCUUAUUUUGGCUUCUAUCGAUCGAACACUCGUCACUUCAUCGAACGCUCUGACAAGAAAACGAAGCACACGUCGACUAGCUAUCACAAGUAUUAUUUGUGUUGGCUUGUUCUGGGCAAUUCUCCAUGUUCACGCACUGGUUUACACGCAAAUUAUCCAAUAUGCACCUGGCUAUUCUGUCUGUUACUUUACACCAGGUGCAUAUAACACGUUUAUCACCUACUACGGGUUGUCAAUCAAUGGAGUUAUUCCACCUCUGUUCAUGCUUAUUCUGGGCUGCUGGACAGUGAAGAAUAUUCGCAAAGUGCGUCAUGUCACACAACAUUCUGCCUCAACACAUUCAGUUGUUGUCGUGGUCGGCAGACCACGAAUCCUUGAAUCAAAGGAUCGACAACUAAUUCGAAUGUUGCUCGUGGAAAUCGCCACUUACAUUCUGUAUAUUGCAGUUGCAAAUUAUGGUACUCAUACGAUUGGAAUCUUUUAUGGCUUUGAUAAUGGAUCUUUCGAAGAUCAAAUUGAACUCUCAACAGGUAUUUCACGACCAAUAUCAAUUCAUUUAGUUGAUUUAAAUAAGGAUACAUUUAUUGAUAUUAUUAUUAUUAAUUAUGGGACAAAUAGUUUUAGUGUUUUUUAUGGAAAUGAAAUAUUCAUAAAACCAACAUUCUAUACGAUUAAUUCUGUAUCACCAUAUUCGAUCAAUGUUGGUGAUUUCAAUCAAGAUACACGAUUGGAUAUUGCUGUAGCUCUUUCUGGUUCUAAUCAAGUUUGA
Molecule: messenger RNA, 1080 nt
Organism: Adineta ricciae
Lineage: Eukaryota; Metazoa; Rotifera; Eurotatoria; Adinetida; Adinetidae
Source: the annotation of a GenBank genome assembly